Molecule: messenger RNA, 7302 nt
Organism: Drosophila bipectinata
Lineage: Eukaryota; Metazoa; Arthropoda; Insecta; Diptera; Drosophilidae
Source: RefSeq, a predicted model, not a curated record
AAACGGCAAAGGCGGUAGGAAAAUAAAAACGCAGUAGGAAUUUCUUGUUUUUCAAAAAAACCCAAAAAAAAAGAAGCAAGGUAAACCUGUUCCCUCUGCAGCACCAAUAACAACAACAACAUAAAAUAAUACUACUGGCCACCCAAAAAAAAAAAUAAGUGGCACAAGUGAAAAUUCCUGUGUAGUUCAACGUUUAUUAUUAUUUUUGCGUUUUUUUGUGACAAUUUGGCCAAAAGUGAAAAUCAAUUGGCCAGAGCGCGCGCGCAAGGAGCCAGAGAGGAGGACGCCCCAGCAGCCGAAGAAGAAGAGAGCGCUAGCCUUAGAGAGAGAGGUCCUGCCAAAUAUAUAGAAUUCGUCCUUUUUCGGGCCCGAAAAUACCCAACCCAACUGAACGAAAAACAACAACAAGAAACCAGCAAAAGUAAACAAAAUUGCGCCGGACUGAACGAAAAAUCGGGAAAAUUGCAGCCGAAAAAAGAUAUGCUUGCAGCGAGCUACAGUUUGAGAAGCAUUGGAUUCUAGGCAAAAGGAACACAGAACCUGGAGAGGGAAGAAUCAUGCGCCACAGAGUGUUUCUAGAAAUGUCCCAACGAAACAGAUUCCAUCAGCAGAUUAAAUAAAACUACUUUGGAUUUCACAAAUAAAAAAAAUCUACAUUAUUAAUUAAAAAGGAAAUACUGAGAAAAAUCUAAGAAAAAAUUCAAACUCCCCCCGAGCGGGAGUACUUCCGAUUUCGCCUUCAAAAAGUGCGAAUUAAAAGCCGUCAAAAUUACGACGUACCACCCACCCACGCCCAAGGUCAAACAGAACCCGGCCAAUACGGACGCCAUGUCCGGGCCGGGGGCGUUUGACGAUGAGCCGCCGCCGGAGCCCCGGGACGGAUGGCUGCUGGUGCGGAUCCACGUGCCGGAGCUGAACGUCUACAAGUGCCUCCAGUUCCCAUCGGAGCGGCUCGUCUGGGAUGUCAAGCAGCAGGUGCUUGCCUCGCUGCCGAAGGAGCUGAAGGAAAGCUUCAACUAUGGACUCUUUGCACCACCCUCCAACGGCAAGGCGGGCAAGUUCCUGGAUGAAGAGCGACGCCUGGGCGACUAUCCCUUCAAUGGACCCGUUGGCUACUUGGAGCUCAAGUACAAACGUCGCGUUUACAAAAUGCUAACCCUGGACGAGCGCCAACUGAAGGCCCUCCAUACGAGGGCCAAUCUGCGUCGAUUCCUGGAGUGCAUCAAUGGCGGCCACGUGGAGAAGAUAGCCAAGAUGUGUGCCAAGGGCCUGGACCCCAACUUCCAUUGCUCGGAGAGUGGGGAGACCCCCUUGUCGGUGGCCACGGGUGCCAAGAAGCCCAACAAGCUGCUCAUAGCUCUGGUUAAUGGUGGAGCCUUGUUGGAUUACAGAACCAAGGAUGGCACUACGGCCUUGCAUCGAGCCGUGGAACAUGAUUCCCUGGAGGCGGUUAGUACCCUCCUGGAACUGGGAGCUUCGCCAAACUACCGCGAUGGUCGGGGCAUUACGCCUCUGUACAUCUCCAUCACCAGGAAGUGCGAGGCCAAGAUCACGGAGAGCCUUCUCCACGAUCAUGCCACACUGGGCAUCCAGGACAGUCAGGGCUGGAACGAGGUGCAUCAGGCCUGUCGGCAUGGCCUCGUCCAGCACCUGGAACACCUGCUGUUCUACGGUGCUGACAUGGAUGGCCGCAAUGCGUCCGGCAAUAGUCCGCUGCAUGUGUGCGCUGUUAACAACCAAGAGGCUUGUGCUAGAAUGCUUCUAUUUCGCGGCGCCCAGCGAGGUGCCCAGAACUUUGCCAAUCAAACUCCCUACCAGGUGGCUGUCAUCGCCGGCAACUUAGAGCUAGCCGAGAUAAUUGAGAACUACAAGUCGGAGGAUAUUGUUCCCUUCCGCGGACCGCCGCGCUACAAUCCAAAACGACGCUCGGGCAUCGGGUGGCUGAGCGCCAACGGAGCCGCCGGCGCCGCUCUGCUGGCAGCGGCUGGCGGUGGUUUUGGUGGUGCAAUGAUUGCCGGCUCCACCAACGGUGGCAUCAAUGGUAAUGGGACUGGCGGUGUCGGUCUGAUGCUCAGCCAUCAGAACCACCAACAGCACCACCUCCAUCAGCAACAGCAGCAACAGCAUCUUUUGCACCACCAGCACCACCACCAGCAGCAGCAACAGCAGCAUCUGCCCCAUCUACAUGCGUUGCAGCUGCACGGCCCCCCGUCGCCCUGCCCCUCGGAGCAUAUGCUGGGCGCUUACAGCUCCGCCAGCUCCAGUCUCUCCGAGGGCUCCUCGGGCCACCGCUCCCACGAGGACGACAUCAGCAUUGUGACAGACAAAUCCCUGGGCGACACCAGCGACAUCAUCAGCGACUCGUCCGGCGUGGGAACCAAUUCGGACUCGGCUGCCUGUUCCAUCGGCCAUCCAAGCACCACGGUGGUGUGCAUGGAGCCAUAUGCCGGGAACACGGUGGGACACAUUCGCCUCCAGCCGGGCGAUGUCAUCGAGGUGGUGGGCAGCACCGAUUGCGGCCUGCUGGAGGGCUAUGUCCGUGGCACCAAUCAGUCCGGAUUCUUUCCGGCCGACUGCGUCCAGGAGGUGAGUCUGCGCCAGAAGCACAUCACCAACGUGAUGACCGCCAGCACGGGCAUGGCGCCCCAGCAGCUGCAACAGCAGCAGCAACAACAGCAGCAGGCGCCCAGUGCCUCCUCCUACCAAGGUUCGCCCCAGCUAAGUCUCGGCGGACACUCGGGUAGUUCCAGUACGCUGCUCCAGCAGCCGCAUCACUCGCCAUCGCUGUCCGUGGCCAGCAACGGGUCCUGCCAGCAGCAGGAGACCAAUGGCGGGGCAGGGGGAGCUGGCAGCAACCACAACCACAGCAACAACAACCACUCGGUGGGACAGUACAGCAGUGCCACAGCUCCGCGCAUUAAGAAGAGCGCCUACAAUGCCCCACGUUCGGUGGUGCUGCACCGUGCCAAGCGCGGCUUCGGCUUCAUCCUGCGCGGCGCCAAGGCCAGCUCCCAGCUGAUGCAGUUGCGCCCCUCGGAGCGCUUCCCGGCUCUCCAAUACCUGGAUGAUGUGGAUCCCGGUGGCGUGGCCGAUAUGGCCGGCCUUCGUCCCGGCGACUUCCUGCUGACGAUCAACGGCGAGGACGUGAGUGCCGCCUCGCACGAGCAGGUGGUGGAGAUGAUCCGAUCCGCGGGUGCCCUGGUCAACAUGACCGUAGUGUCGCCACAGUUCCCCCACCAGAUGCAGGCCAGUGCCCAGUAUUUGCCCAGCGGCGCUGCCCGGGCCGGAAGCCAGCACUUGUCCAGCGGACCGAGCACCCCGCAAAGUGCCCACCGGCAGUGCGCCACGCUGCCCCGGAAGAUGACGGGCCCCGGUCCGGGUUCCUCCUCGGGCGGCAGCGUACGCAUGGCCCCGAUGCCACCGCGUCGGGAUCCCAAGACCACACUUAGUGUGGGCCGAGCCAGGGCCAAGUCCAUGGUGGCCGGGCUGGAGAAUGGCGGCGAAAAGGACGACGACCUACCGCACACCAAAUCGAAUUCGGUGGAGUCCAUAGCCACGACGCAAGCGACGGGUGGUGGCAGCAGCAUCCAUACUGGGCCGGGUACUCCCGUCCAGCUGCGCACCGCCAGCAUCAAGGCGAGGCCCACGUCCAGUCGUAUCACGGCCGCCGAGCUGGAGGAGCUGUUCCAGCGGCAGCAGGGCGAGGGCAGUGCGGCGAACGCCAGCCGGUAUGCCACCAUGAUGACCAGUUCCCGCUUCCAGUCGGGCACGGACAGUGGAGCAGCCACUCCCCCGGCCGCCAAUGGCUCGCCGAUGAGGAGCGGCGGACCCCUGGUCUACGGCAGUGUGGCGGAAAUGAAGCGGAAGACGGCGAGGAGCAAGCAUGGCAGCGGAACUCUGCGGGGCAAGCCCGUGGCUACCCCAACCGUGGGUCCGGGGAGUGCAGCUGGUGGCGGAAGGGAUCUAAAGCGGUUCCAUUCUACGCCAGACUUGCACGGGCCCCAGCUACAUGGCUCGGCCUCGUCCAUUUGGCAGGCGGCUGGCAAGGGUCAUCACUCGCAGGACGAUGUGGCCACGUUGCAUGCCUCCUUGCAGCGCCUGAACUCAACGCCAGGAGAGCUGAAGGUAGGGCCAGGAAUAGGAGGCACAGCAGCUGGCGCUGGAGGAGCAGUACUGCCGCCGCCCAAUCAUCCACCACCGCCGCCUCCAGUGGGUCAGGUGGUCAAGGUGGAGACUCGCAGCAGCGUCUCGGAGUACGAGAGCACCAUCUCCUUACAGCAGAAGCUCAAGAAGCGUGCCGAGAACGAUGCAGUCACCAGUGCAGCCAUCGAUGGCGUCCAGAGCAGUUUUAAUCCCUCGGCGAACGCCAAGAUCUACGCCUCGCCGCAGGAGCUGCGCAACGUUAUGGCCUGGAAGCUGCGACAGGCCCAGGAGAAGCCAUCCCAGGAGACGUCCGGAGGCUCCCAGCCGAUCAGUCAGUAUGCGGCACCCACGCAACUGCGUCCUCCGCAGCAGCAGCAGCAGCCGCAGCCACAGGUGGCCUCCCACUAUGCCGCUCCACAGGUGCAGGUUCAAGUGCAACAGGUGGCGGCACCCCAAUCCCCGCCGGCUCCACCGCCGCCUCAGCAGUCUCCGCCAGCCGUGGCACAAAACGGUAAUGGAACUGCCAGUGGAGCACCCGGAGCAGCUCCCCCCAUACCGGAACCGGACUACAGCUGCAGUGAGUCGGAUGGAGAGGAUGAGAACUCCAUUCUGGUGGCGCGCAACACAAAGCUCAAUGAGAAGAUUGCCUUGUUCGAUGUUCCCGAGACCAGUGGCAAUAGUCAGGCCAGUGGCAGCAGCUCCAACUCAGGCAGUGCCUCCAUUUCGCACUCCCUCUCCGUGGAGGAGAUCCAGCGCAUUCGCAGCAAUCUCAAGACCUCAAAGUCCUCGCCCAACGGCUUUGCCAAGAAACCAGAGGAGGAGCAGCAACCACAGCCACAACAGCAGCUAUCCCAUCCAGGAGCGCCACACCAGCUGCAGCCAGGCGAGGAUGAGUGCGAUAACAGCAGCUCCGGAGUGAGCAGCGAACAAGAGCAACUGGCUCUGGCAGGAGGAGCUGCCGCUGUGGGCGUCAAACCCACCGAUACCAUUAAGAAGAAGCCCUCGGUGACCAUUGUGGAGGAGCCCAAGACCAUUCCCGAUCAGCCAAUCAGCAACACCACCACCUCCAGCAUCACAACCACCAAGCCCAUGGCCAAGACCACCAUCAGCAUAGGUGGUGCCACAAGUGCUCCAGCACCCACAGCCACGUUGACGGUGAAGCAGCUUGUGCAGCAGCAACAUGCGCCUGUUAUACAGCAGCAACAGCAACAAAUGGGUGGCAACAAACAACACCAGCAACUGCAGCAGCAACAGCAACAUCAACAGCCAAACAACAAGCAGCAGGUGAUGAGUCCCCAAGUCCUGGGUCGCAUUCCCAAUGUCCAUCACCAACAGCAGCAGCAGCAACAGCAACAAUCGAAUCCCAACCAGAAGCUGAUUGCCACCCAGCAGCAGAUACUGCAGCAGCAGCAACAGCAGAUGGCCCACCAGCAGCACCUGCAGCAGAUACUCAAGGCGAAAGCGGCCGCUGCCGGAGGAGCCAGCAAUACGGCAGCCUUGGUGGCCAAGCAUCAGCAGCAGCUGCACAAGGGCGGCUCCACCAGCGGCCACGAGUCGGAGAUGGAACAGCGCUCCGAUUUGGAGGAUGACGAUGGAGAUUUAAGUCCAUCGCCGCCGGCUAAGGCUUUCCAGCGGCACAAUUCCUUGACCCGCAAGCAGGCGGCGGCGAUUGCCAUGCAAAGAGGCGCCACUCGGACUUCGGCAGUGUCCCUCAUGCAACUGCCCCCGCCUCUGGAGGCGGACAGUGAUGGCGAGCAGGGACAGCACACCUUACAGCGACAUCCGCAUCCCCACCCACACCAGCAACAGCAACAACAACUCCAGCAACUGCAGCAGCAGCAACAACCGAUGGCCACACAUAUUGUGGGCAUGUUGCCCAGCGGACAGCUGGUGGCUGUUGCUUCUGGCGCCGUUGCUGGCGUUCCGGGCGUUGGGGCGGCUGUGGCGCAUCCGGGCAACAACAAUCUGCAGCAGCUGUGCACCGAGAAUCUGGUGUUGGCGCCACCGCCGCAGUUCUGCGAUUGCAACGAUGCCAAGCACGCGCCACAGCCGCAUCUGCCAACUAGCCAACAGUAUCAUACACAGCAGCAACAACAGCAACAGCAACAGCAGCAGCAGCAUCAGCAGCAGCAACAGCAACAGCAGCAACAACAACAACAGCUGCAACAGCAACUGCAACAACAGCAGAUGUUGCAGAUGCACCAGCGGUUGUCCGGUGGCGCUGGCCCCGGAGCGGUGGGCACAUUGGGUCGGGUGCGAAUUGUGGGCGCCAUGCCCAAGGCCAACCACCAUCGGUUGCACUAAACUAGUACUAGUAGGCUCAGAUCACAUGCGAUCACAUGAAAUCAAAUCAACCGUUUGCCAAAUCGUUAAAUCGUUAGCUUAGUGUUAGUCCAACAACAGUCAUUGCCACUCUCACAACGAAUAGAGCUGCAACUGUCACUGCAACAGCAACUGCCUGCACCCGAGACACAAAACCGAAAAUCGAAAUCGCGAUUGCUUCGAUUAGAGAAACAUCUUUAAUUACACUUUUUAUUUUAUAUAUAUUUAUUGCGUGUGAUAUAAAUUUAUGUAGGCUGUCCGCGAGCAGCAACUAAACGAUAUUUGCAAUCAAACAGCAAGUACGUAUGCAAUAUUUUACGAUUAGUUAAUCCCAAAACCCCCGAUUGAAAGCAAACUGAAAGGGCUUCGAUCUUUUAGUCUGUUUUCGAGCUGCGUUAGAUCCGAUUUUGCGAAAUCGAUGAUUUUAGUUUGUAAUAUCAGAAGGUCAGAGAUAGAUAGAUAGGCAGAGGCGAGUUCAUUUCUUCAGUAUCCAUCCAUUAAUCAUUCGAGUUCGUGUUCGACUAGUGCACAAAAACAUUUAAACGACAUUAACAUUAUAUUCUAACACACAACUAGUGUAGGUUUUAUAUGCCUAAAAAAUAAAAAUAAAAAAACGAAGCAGGAUGGUAAAAGUGGUAGGAGUGAAGGAGAAAGUUGCACCGAGUAACAAUAAUAUUUGAAUUUGAGCAUUUAGCCGAAUUUCCAGUCAAGUCAAGUCAACUAAACUAAUACUAACAAAUACUAAAUGAUUAAAACGUAUAAUGUUUUUAAACGUGAAUAUUUAUAAAAGCAAGAAACAAAAGGAAAAUAUUUCAAUAGGCGGCAAAUUUUAUAAUC